Striga asiatica is the source of this 3128-nucleotide messenger RNA. The record is from the annotation of a GenBank genome assembly. Lineage: Eukaryota; Viridiplantae; Streptophyta; Magnoliopsida; Lamiales; Orobanchaceae.
CUAAAUCUGAACACUACAAUCUCCCAGCCCACAUUAUUACAAUCUAAUCCCAUCUGACGUAUCAAACACGCCCAUAGUGUAAUCUUAAAUACAGUUCCGAGAUGCCGAGAAAGUAAAAAACAAUUCGAAGAAAGUUGUGGGGUAGCGAAAAACACCGAAAUUUGUGCUGUAGCUUGCAGCAAAUGGUGGAACUCUGAUGAGAAAUAGCACUUUGGACUGUGUAUAUUCAUUGGAACUGGAAGCCUUUUAAUAUGGCAACAUAUUAUACGUGCCUAACCAGAAACCCCAUAAACGUUCAUCGCGGCUUUCUGCUCUUCAUAUUUACCAACAAAAGUUUUAUCACGAACAUAUCUUGUGCAGUUCGUUUGGUACAGAGAAAUUUGAUUUGCAGCAUUGCCAACAGAAGCACAGUGGAAGCUUCUCUCAUAUCCGCUUUCACAAGAAGACCCAUUUGUUUAGAGUCCCCUGAGCUUCAAGAACUUAGCCCAAAGCUCACUCCUGAAGUGGUUGAAUCUGUAUUGAAAUCUCUCAGAAAUUGGAGAUUAGCCCAGGUGUUCUUCAACUGGGCUUCAAAGCAAUUAGGGUACUCGCACAGUUGCUACACGUAUAAUGCUAUGGCUGCAAUCCUAUCAACUGCUCGACAAAAUGCCCCACUAAGGGAUCUUGCUGUGAGUCUAUCUAAAUCCCCCUGUAUUUGGACCCCAGGGGCUUUGGGAUAUUUUUUGAGGUGUCUCGGUAGUCAGGGUUUAGUUGAAGAAGCUAAUUCUUUGUUUGAUCAGGUGAAAACAUCCGGACUUUGUGCCUUAAAUUCAUAUAGUUAUAACUGUUUGUUGGAAGUGUUUGCAAAAAGUGGCAAUGUUUUUAUGUUGGAGUGUAGGUUGAAUGAGAUGAGAAGUUCCAGUUGUCCUGUGGAUAAGCAUGCUUUAACCCCUGCAUUGCAGUGCUACUGCAAUGCUCGAAAGUUUGAUAAGGCCUUGAUGGUCUUUAAUGAACUGAUUGAUAAGGGAUGGGUCGAUCAGCAUAUAUUGGCUAUUUUAGUUUUGUCUUAUAGCAAGUGCGGGAAGGUUGAUAUGGCUUUUGAGUUGAUUGAGUGGGCUGAGAAGAAUCUCAAGGUAAGCUUAAAUCAGAAGACAGCAUGGGUUUUGAUUCAUGGGUUUGUGAAGGAGUGUAGAGUAGAUAAAGCUCUAGAACUAUAUGAUAAAAUGAUAAACCUUGGAUUUCUGCCAGAUAUUUCUGUUUACGAUGUGCUAAUUGGAGGUUUAUGUAAGGAUAAGGAACUGGGGAAAGCCGUGCUGCUGUACAAGAACAUGCAGCAAUUCGGGAUUUGGCCUGAUGUACGGAUAAUUACCCGGCUUUUAGUGUGUAUGCCGGAAGAGAGGGACCUGAUUCAAUUGCUUGAAGAUAUUAGUAUGAAUUUGAAUGCGGGGAAAAGGAUGCAGUUGUACAGUUCUGUUCUGACAGGUCUUGUCAAUGAUAAUAAUGUUGAUAAAGCAUAUCACCUGCUCAAGGCAGUAAUAGAAUCUGGCCUGAAUGGAAGCAGUCGGGAAAAAAUAUCUUCAACUAUUGAACAACCUGACACGAGUUGUUUCCAAACUGUUAUUGAUGGUUUGUGUAAUACUGGUAAGCUAGAUAUGGCCUUAGAUCUGUUCCAGGCUAUGGAUAAAAGUGGUUCAAAACGUAACACUUUACUUUUCAAUAACUUAAUCCAUUGCUUAAGCAACGCUGACAGAUUGAAAGAAUGCUUUGAUCUGCUGAAUGAGAUGAAGCCUUCAGAAUUCAAGCCAACACAUUUCACCUUCAAUUGCAUACUUGGCUGCCUAUGCAGAAGAAUGGAUGUUGAAGGAGCUCUUGGUUUGUUGAGGGAAAUGCGUGGUUGUGGCCAUGACCCCUGGAUAAAGCACUAUACGCUGCUUGUCAAGAAAUUGUGCGAAGUUGGUAAGGCAUCUGAGUCGUAUAACUUCCUUUCUGAAAUGACUAAAGAAGGUUUUCUUCCUGACUUGAUUGCAUUUGCUGCAACUAUUGAUGGUUUUAUCAAUGUCAACGAAUUGGAUCACGGUCUGAAACUGUUCAGAGAAAUUUGUGAACGAGGUUAUUGCCCUGAUGUAGUCACCUAUAACACCAUCAUCAAAGGACUUUGUAAAGCCAAAAGAACAGCAGAAGCUGAGGACAUUUGGGAUGAGAUGCUUGGUAAGGGGCUUGUUCCAUCAGUGGCUACCUACAAUCUGCUAAUUGACGGGUGGUGUAAAGAUGGAAAUAUUGAUAAGGCUGUUCAAUAUUUUUCAAGGAUGAUAGAAGAAGGACAGGAAGCCAGUGUCAUUACUUAUACAACUUUAGUUGAUGGAUUGUGUAAUGCGGGAAAACCUGAUGAAGCUCUUAACCUUUGGAGCGAAAUGGAGAGAAAAGGAUGUGAACCUAAUAGGAUCGCGUACAUGGCUCUUAUACAUGGGCUUUGCAAGUGCCAGAAGCCGGAUGUUGCUUUAAUCUAUUUGGAGAGGAUGGAAGAGAAUGAGAUGGUACCGGAGUCUUAUGUAUACAAAUCUUUGGUGGAUGCUUUUGCAUUUAGCUCCAACACUGCCAUGGAAAAUGAAAUAUUAAAGAAGAUGGCCAAACGGUGUACUGCAUCUACAAGCAGAUUAAUGAUGACGAGUUUAUACUACAGUAACAGUUGUAUGAAGCAUGUCUACUUUGUCAAUGCAAGAACAGGGCUAUCCUCCAAAAUGAUUGCUAUGCGUAUUGCGGAUAGUUACUUUGUAUGUGAAGUGCAUUGGGUGCUGUUUUUUCUGUAAAGACACGGAUAAGACUUGCUUAUCAUCAUUUUCUCCUAGGAGAACUUUGUUCAUGUAUCACCUAUUGUGUAGAAAUCUCCUUCCAGAAAGUUACUAUCGUGUGUAUCUGGUGACUACCGUAGAUUGAUAUGGUGUGUCUGCAUAAGAUAACAGGAGCCCUUGAUGCAAAUAUUUUUUUGGUUGCCAUUGGACUCACGCAUCAUCAUCUCAAAUACCAGAACAAAAUGCUCUUGCCACUUGAAAUGUGGAGGCAUAACAGUUGUCAUAGAUUCUGUUGAUAAAAUGGACUUCACAAGCUCCUAAAUUGUACGCAUUUGUUCGUUUUAUAAUAAAGAAUCCAGC